CUAUUCCCGCCGCCGCCGCCAUGACGCCGCUCUCCCGCUCGCUGCUCGCACUCGCCGCGCUGCUCGCCGCCGCUGAUGCUACUGUCACGCCCACACCUCCCCUUUGUGGAGGACUUUGCCAAGGAUUCACAAUGGACAUUCCUCCGAGGAUUAACCACGUUAGCGGUAGCUUUAACUUUAUGCUGGAGACCGACGGGCAUAAUGAAGUACUGAAAGAUAUUCCCAACUUCUGCUCAGCAACCGGCAACGGAAAUAUCUCAAAGCAGAUAGUUUACGUGUGCAACAAAUACCCCCAUCCGUCGGUCCAAAUAUUUCCACCGGCACAAGUGCAUGCGCUUGGCGACACCGUGCUAUCACCCGCAUACGCUUCCUGUGAGAAAGACCCCGAGUGUGGACCUCUCUCAUGGAAUAUCACCCAGGUGUGCAGAAUUGACUACAGGCGCUAAAGAGUUGUAAGAGCGCAGAUUUGAGUGAGUUGAAAGUAUGAAAUAAA
Molecule: messenger RNA, 493 nt
Organism: Cydia strobilella
Lineage: Eukaryota; Metazoa; Arthropoda; Insecta; Lepidoptera; Tortricidae
Exons: 3
Coding region: 21-446 (141 amino acids)
Source: RefSeq, a predicted model, not a curated record